AUGGCGGACAAGGAGGCAUCAGUCUACAUCGUCGACCUCGGGUCCUCCAUGGCCGACUGCCACAACGGCCGCACCGAAUCGGACCUGGACUGGAGCAUGCGGUACGUAUGGGACAAGAUCUCAACCACAGUCGCCGCUUCGCGAAAAACGUGGACCGUCGGCGUCAUCGGCCUCAAGACGGAUGAGACCCAGAACGCCAUGGGGGAAGAAGAGGGAUACGGCAAUAUUUCAGUCUUACAGGAGCUCGGCCCGAUGACAAUGACUUCUCUGAGGGAACUCACGGAUGCGGUGAAGCCGAGCGAGACGGAGACAGGCGAUGCCGUCUCCGCGGUGGUCCUCGCCGUCGACAUGAUUGAGACGUUUACCAAGAAGCUCAAGUAUAAGCGGCGCAUCUACCUCAUUACCGACGGCAUGUCUGUAAUUGACGGCGACGAUGUCGAUUCGAUUGCAAAGAAGAUCAAUCACGAUGGAAUUGAGCUGAUUGUCCUGGGCGUGGACUUUGACGAUGCAGAGUUCGGCUUUAAGGAAGAGGACAAGCCGUCAAUCAAGAAAAAGAAUGAGGAAAUUCUCAGAGAUCUUGUCUCCAAAUGUGACAAUGCCCAAUUUGCAACUAUUGCAGAGGCCAUAGACGAGCUCGACACACCGCGCCUCAAACCCGUCAAGCCCUACAAGACGUAUGACGGACCCCUGACCCUCGGUCUCGCUAACCCUCCAGAGGGCCUCAAGAUCCCACCCACGCCCGCAGUCAUCAAUGUCGAGCGCUACUUCAAGACCAAGCAAGCCAAAGCCCCGACCGCCUCCAGCGUCGUGGUAUCGGCUGAACCCGGUCCCUCGCAGCAGCUUGAGGGCGGCGACCCAAUGGAGGGUAUCGAGUCGACGUCGGCUGGCUUCGCGGCGGUCAAGUCGGCGCGGGCGUACAAGAUCAACGACCCGGACGCGCCGGGUGGCAAGCGUGAUGUCGAGUUCGACUCCCUGGCCAAGGGGUACCAGUAUGGCCGCACGGCUGUCGCGAUCAGCGAGUCCGAGUGGAACGUCACCAAGCUGGAGACAGUCAAGACUUUUAGCAUCAUUGGCUUCAUUCCCUGCGAGAAGGUAAAGUCCUGA
This is a messenger RNA of Colletotrichum fioriniae, 1104 nucleotides long. Lineage: Eukaryota; Fungi; Ascomycota; Sordariomycetes; Glomerellales; Glomerellaceae. The record is from RefSeq and is a predicted model, not a curated record.